Molecule: messenger RNA, 1720 nt
Organism: Setaria italica (foxtail millet)
Lineage: Eukaryota; Viridiplantae; Streptophyta; Magnoliopsida; Poales; Poaceae
Product: putative receptor-like protein kinase At4g00960
Exons: 5
Coding region: 145-1383 (412 amino acids)
Biological process (GO): protein phosphorylation
Molecular function (GO): ATP binding; protein kinase activity
Source: RefSeq, a predicted model, not a curated record
CUCCGCUGACCCCGCAGGUGGUCGCCCGGCCGGCCCUAUUUCUUCGCUUGUUCGGCCAGCGGCUCCGCUGGCCUUUCUGCCGCGGCGGUCGGGUUUGGUUUAGCAAGCUGCGUGGGCGACGGCGAACGACACGGCCGGCCGAUCAUGCCUGCCGCGGCGCGGUCGUCGUCGUGGACGUGGGCGUGCGGGUGCUGCGCGGGGAGGAGGAAGACCGGCGGCGGGGGCGAGGCGGGCGGCGGAGCGGGCGCGUCGGGGCGCGCGGAGGAGGGCGACGAGUGGAGCCUCUUCAUGGACCUGCCCGUGCUCGAGACCGCCACGGAUGGCUUCUCCGACGACAACCUCCUCGGCCGCGGCGGGUUCGGACCCGUCUACAAGGGGGUGCUGCAGGACGGCCAGCAGAUCGCCGUGAAGAAGCUGUCGCUGGGGUCACGGCAAGGCGUGCGCGAGUUCCUGAACGAGGUCCAGCUCCUGCUCAAGGUGCAGCACCGGAACCUGGUGUCUCUGCUUGGCUGCUGCGCUUCCUCCGGCCACAAGAUGCUCGUCUACCCCUACUUCCCCAAUGGCAGCCUCGACCAUAUCCUCUUCAAUAAGGAAAAAAGUGUGCAGCUAGAUUGGCCAAAACGAUACCAGAUAAUCAUUGGAUUAGCCAGAGGCCUUCUCUACCUCCACGAGGAAUCUCCGGUCAAAAUCAUACACAGAGACAUCAAGGCGAGCAACGUGCUCCUCGACGAGCAGCUGAGCCCAAAGAUUGCAGAUUUCGGCAUGGCGAGGCUCUUCCUGGAGGACGCGUCGCACGUGAACACACUCAGGAUCUCCGGCACAUAUGGUUACAUGGCUCCAGAGUACGCGAUGAACGGCUACCUGUCGACCAAGACUGACGUCUUCAGCUUCGGGAUCCUGGUGCUGGAGAUAGUGAGCGGACGCAAGAACUUCGCCCGGCAUGUGGACGACGAGAAGGUCGACCUCUUGAACUAUACAUGGAAGCUGUUCGAAGGAGGACGGGCCCUGGAGAUCGUGGACCCGUCCCUGUCCGACCCCGACACCGAGCAGACGCGGCUGUGCAUCCAGCUCGGCCUGCUGUGCUGCCAGGCCGUGGUGUCGGACCGGCCGGACAUGCACAGCGUGCACCUCAUCCUGUCGAGCGACUCCUUCACGCUGCCCAAGCCGGGGAAGCCGGCGAUCCACGGCCGGACGGGGCGGUGGAUGACGACGACGACGGCUUCAGGAUCGGCGUCGGCGUGGGCCACCGGUGCCUCCAACGCGAACACCACCAGCACGUUCGGCACGGACACGAACACGACGAGGGCCUCCGUGCUGGCCAAUAUCGCCGAGGACGAGUCCAGGAACUCCAUUUCCAUAUCCUUCACCACGGAAGGCAGGUGAAGACGAUUAGAGGAUGAGCAGGGGAAUAGGAUGGCGAGAUCAGAUGUGAACAAGAGUAGUGUUGUGAAGAGUGGCUUAAUUGGUAGCUAGUACUAGGUUGAUUUGUAGAAUUUCAUUCAUAUUCAGAGAGUGGUAAUUAGCUGCUUUACCGGUUAAAGUCUUUUUUCGAUAAACAUAUUCCCUCCCGAUCCAUACGCUGGAAAGUGAACAAACUCCACCCCAGUCCUCCAAAUACGUAUGCAUUGGAGGGGACUAAUGUGUAUGAAAAUAAGGCUAGCUGGGAAACCUUCACAUCUAUAAUUUGUCAGCUGCAAAUUGUUGCUGCUCUUAUUUCUUC